Penicillium brevicompactum is the source of this 963-nucleotide messenger RNA. RefSeq names its product ribose-phosphate diphosphokinase. Lineage: Eukaryota; Fungi; Ascomycota; Eurotiomycetes; Eurotiales; Aspergillaceae. Gene Ontology annotation, molecular function: magnesium ion binding; ribose phosphate diphosphokinase activity. The coding region runs from base 1 to 963 and encodes 320 amino acids. Gene Ontology annotation, biological process: ribonucleoside monophosphate biosynthetic process; 5-phosphoribose 1-diphosphate biosynthetic process; purine nucleotide biosynthetic process. Gene Ontology annotation, cellular component: ribose phosphate diphosphokinase complex; cytoplasm. The record is from RefSeq and is a predicted model, not a curated record. The transcript has 5 exons.
AUGUCGACCAACUCUAUCAAGCUCCUGACUGGUAACAGUCACCCGGAGCUCGCCAACCUGGUGGCUGACCGUCUCGGCAUUGAGUUGACCAAGAUUAUGGUGCUGCAAUACUCCAACCAGGAGACUAGUGUUACGAUUGGUGAAAGUGUGCGCGAUGAAGAUGUCUUCAUUCUGCAAUCCACAAAACCCAAUGAUAUCAACGAUGGACUUAUGGAACUUCUCAUCAUGAUCAAUGCCUGCAAGACUGCAUCGGCCCGUCGCAUCACUGCUGUCAUCCCCAACUUCCCCUACGCCCGCCAAGAUAAGAAGGACAAGAGUCGUGCUCCCAUUACCGCCAAGCUCAUGGCCAACAUGCUUCAAACUGCUGGCUGCAACCAUGUCAUCACCAUGGAUCUCCACGCCAGCCAAAUCCAGGGCUUCUUCAACGUGCCCGUCGACAACUUGUACGCCGAGCCCAGUAUGCUCAAGUGGAUCCGUGAGAACCUCGACGUCAGCAACUGUGUCAUCGUCAGUCCCGAUGCUGGUGGUGCCAAACGCGCAACCGCCAUUGCCGAUCGCCUAGACCUGCAAUUCGCUCUUAUUCACAAGGAACGUGCCCGUCCCAACGAAGUUUCCCGCAUGGUUCUUGUUGGAAACGUCAAGGACAAGGUCGCGAUUAUCGUCGACGAUAUGGCCGACACCUGUGGUACUCUCGCCAAGGCCGCCGAAACCGUUAUGCAGCACGGCGCAACCGAGGUCAACGCCAUCGUUGUCCACGGUAUCCUCUCCGGAAAGGCAAUUGAGAACCUGAACGGCAGCUGCUUGAAGCGCAUUAUCGUCAGCAACACCGUCCCCCUGGGUGACAAGCAAGAGCGAUGUGACAAGAUCAAGACAAUUGAUAUCAGCCCUACAUUGGCUGAGGCAUGCCGUCGUACACACAACGGCGAGUCAGUUAGCUUCUUGUUCUCGCACACCGUGGGGUAA